AUGCUGCUAAUAGAGGAAUUAUCACCUCAAAACAAUAACAGAGCUAAGCCCGCACUGACUUAUAAGAAGGAUAGACGACAGAAAAAGCAAGCUAAACCUAAAAAGUCCGGCCAAGACACUGUCCUUGAAAAAAAACCAAAAGCAUCCAAAUCAGAUACGAGAAAGCCUCCUGAACACCCUGCAAUUAAUGAUAUCAAACCUAAUAAACGUUCGAAGAAAGCAGACUCUGCAAAAGAACUCAAAAAAGAGUCUGCGCCAGUGGUAAAUAAGAGAAACCAAUCGCGCGAGAACUCUAAACAGAAAACAGAAAGCCACAACUCCAUACUUGUAUCUAAACGAAGAACAAGACUGGAAUCCAAGUCGAAGGGCAACUUACACCAAACACAAAAAGUACUUGCAAAGUCUAAACCAAAGCUAAUUCCAAAACUAGCUAUAAAGGGAACAAUAACUUCUAAAGUACGCUUCAAAAGCGAACUUACCUACAGGCAAUUAUUACUGAAGUGUGCCAAAGGAAAGGACCCUAUCGACUUACUAGUGUGA
Molecule: messenger RNA, 540 nt
Organism: Debaryomyces fabryi
Lineage: Eukaryota; Fungi; Ascomycota; Pichiomycetes; Serinales; Debaryomycetaceae
Exons: 1
Coding region: 1-540 (179 amino acids)
Source: RefSeq, a predicted model, not a curated record